Durusdinium trenchii is the source of this 1665-nucleotide messenger RNA. The record is from the annotation of a GenBank genome assembly. Lineage: Eukaryota; Dinophyceae; Suessiales; Symbiodiniaceae.
AUGGGCCACUACCUGUCGCAGUGGUCGGUCUCAUGGGGGUUGCCAGUGUUGACGCUGGUGUGGCUCUUGGUACUCCUGAACGGAUGUGAAGACUCCAACGACCUCUCCAUCAAGUGCAUCGUCGGCAGCCAGAGUGCCGCGUCUGUCAUGGCGGAAGCCUGGCAGUACAUCUACUCUGGCCAGUUGCUGAUCCUGUUCCUCCUGGCGCAGAUGGCACCCAUUUUCUUCGAGGUUUGGAUGGAGGCGGGCAUCGUGACCUCGACGGUGCGUUUGGUGAAGCAAGUGCUGACGUUGUCGCCGAUCAUGUUUAUCUUCCAAGCGAAGGUCAUCGGCUUCUACACGAUGAACGAGCUGAAGUUUGGCGGUGCCACCUAUGCAUGGCGUGACUCCGAAGCGUUGUCGGCUCAGCUCGGGGUCCCAUCCGCCAUGGAGAGCUGGAAGUCUAUGCGGCUCAGGUCUGCCGGGCGAGUGCUGCUCCUCGGUGGGGUGGCAGGACUGGCACCUGGGUUUGCCGCAGGCGUCACUCGUGUCGCCCGGCCCAGUGCAUCCACCGCUUCGACCGCGUCCACGGGAAGUGCGGGAAGUGCGGGAAGUGCGAAUGCGCACGGCCCAGCCACGUCCACCUCGGCGCUGGCCGGUGUGGCCAUUUCAGCGGCCUCGUUCACAUGGAGACGUCCACGGGUCAUGCGGCGAGCGGAAGAGCAGAAAGGAGUGGUGCAGCAGUUGCUGGGCAUGAAAGGUGCUGGCGAAACUGAUGAUACGCCUUUAUGGAAGAUUCGAUUGCAGCUUUGCAAGCCAGUGACAUGGCCUCCCCUGAUUUUUGGUGUCAUUGCAGGGGUUUGCGCCAGUGGCAACUUUGAUUGGGGACAGGCGUCUCCGGAAGACUAUGCGAAGUUUUUCACCUGCGUGAUGCUCUCGGGACCGGUGCUGGUCGGCUACACGCAGACACUGAACGAUUGGUACGACAAGGAUCUGGAUGCCAUCAAUGAGCCCUACCGGCCGAUUCCCUCCGGCCGCAUCACAGAGGAAGAAGUCUGGCAGCAGAUCUAUGUCCUUGGCGGCUUAGGCCUCGGCAUGGCUUUGGCACUGGACAUUUGGCAGGGCCACUGGCCACCCACAGUCUUUGCAGUUGCAGUCGUGGGUGUCUUCAUGGCCUACAUUUACUCUGCGCCACCGCUCAAGCUCAAGCAGAAUUGGAUCACUGGUUGCUAUGCUUUGGGCUCCAGCUAUAUCGCUUUGCCGUGGUUGGCUGGUCAGUGCACCUUUGGCCAGGUCACUCCAGAGAUCAUUGCACUAACACUGUGGUACUCCGUGGCCGCUGUGGGCAUUGCGAUUGUCAACGACUUCAAAAGUGUUGAAGGAGAUCGAAAGCUGGGCUUGUCAUCAGCGCCUGUGGUCUUCGGGAUUGACACCGCCAAGUACAUGGCACCCGUGAUCAAAGACACGGUGCAGUUAACCAUAGUGGCAUAUUUGCUUUACAUCGGAGAGUGGCCCUAUGCACUUGGGCUAUUUUGUUUGAUCCUUCCACAGGUCUAUUUCGCGAAGACAUUGUUCAUCGAGGAUCCGAUCCAGAAUGAUGUAAAGUAUCAGGGUUCCUCCUUACCGUUCUUCAGCAUCGGAACCAUUGUGGCCGCAUCGGCCAUUGGCAACAACCCUUUACACUGA